AAACUGAUUCCUGUCUUUUUUUUCAGAUAAAGUAUUUCAUACGUAUACAUUCUUCUCUGAAUAAUAAUGCUGCUGCAUAAUAAUGUGACUGAACUGAUUCUCCUUGGGUUGACUCAGGAUCCUGCUAAAAAGAAAAUCAUAUUUGUCCUCUUUUUGUUUUUCUACUUGUGCACAUUGGUGGGUAACUUGCUGAUAAUUAUUACUAUCAAGACCAGCCAAACACUUGGGAGUCCCAUGUACUUCUUCCUUUUCUACUUAUCCUUGUCUGAUACCUGCUUCUCUACUUCCAUAGCCCCUAGGAUGAUUGUGGAUGCCCUUUUGAAGAAUAACACCAUCUCUUUUAAUGAGUGCCUUUUCCAGGUAUUUUCAUUGCAUUUCUUUGGCUGUCUGGAGAUCUUCAUCCUUGUCCUCAUGGCUGCUGAUCGCUAUGUGGCCAUCUGUAAGCCCCUGCACUACACGACCAUCAUGAGCAGACGGGUUUGCAGUAUAUUGGUAACUGUCGCCUGGGUCGGGUCCUGUGUGCAUUCCUCAGUGCAGAUUAUUUUGGCUUUGAGUUUACCUUUCUGUGGUCCCAAUGUGAUUGAUCACUAUCUAUGUGACUUGCAGCCCUUAUUGAAACUCGCCUGUGCAGACACCUAUGUGAUCAACCUACUCUUGGUUUCCAACAGUGGGGCCAUUUGCACAGUGAGCUUUGUCAUGCUGAUGUUCUCCUAUGUUAUCAUCUUGCAUUCUCUGAGAAAUCACAGUGCUGAAGGGAGGAGAAAAGCCCUUUCCACGUGUAUCUCCCACAUCAUCGUAGUCAUCCUGUUCUUUGGUCCUUGUAUAUUUAUAUACACACGCCCUGCAACCACCUUCCCCAUGGAUAAGAUGAUAGCUGUGUUUUAUACAAUUGGGACUCCUUUGUUUAACCCUCUGAUUUAUACAUUAAGAAAUGCAGAGGUGAAAAAUGCCAUGAGGAAGUUAUGGAGCAAGAAAGUGAUCUCAGAGUACUGA
Molecule: messenger RNA, 993 nt
Organism: Echinops telfairi (small Madagascar hedgehog)
Lineage: Eukaryota; Metazoa; Chordata; Mammalia; Afrosoricida; Tenrecidae
Product: olfactory receptor 4C11-like
Exons: 1
Coding region: 67-993 (308 amino acids)
Biological process (GO): G protein-coupled receptor signaling pathway
Cellular component (GO): membrane
Molecular function (GO): olfactory receptor activity; G protein-coupled receptor activity
Source: RefSeq, a predicted model, not a curated record